GGUAAAACAUGUGCAACCGACGUGACAUUGAUAUUGAUAAUUUUCAUCAAAGUACAGCCUCCUUUCGAGAAUACGAAGAAAAGUGUUUGCGCAUCGAUGUCCAUCAAACAAAUGAUGUGUCACUCAUUUUCAAUACAUGCAAUGAUGAAUCUCUAUUGACUAAUUUGCAAGAGUUGGUGUUGGACACAUUGAAUGUAGGCGAUAUUAAAGCCUUUGUACCUUCCAAGAAAGACGAGCUCACCACCAGCCAACGACGUUUUUUGAUGAAAUUAAAAUUGGUGUUAUUGAGUAACGAUCCAGAUGCCUUUGAUCCAAAUUGUGAACGAUUUGUCGAUGAUUUGGUCAAUUUUCUAUGCGAACAAGUGUAUUUGGAUGAUGGGCUCGAAAUGUCGGUGCGACCUUGUCAAUUACGAUUGACCAUUGGCAAUCAACAAUUUGCUGCGACCGCAGAUAAAGAAGGACGACGUGGCCAAGAAUUGAUUUGGUUACUUCAAGAAGACAAACACCGAGGAAGCACUUCAUAUAAACAUGGUGAUUUACAAUUGGCUUGCGCAAUGAUUGCAGCUAUUCAAAGAAAUUAUUUUCGUUUCGAAACGAUCAAACCAAAAGAACGCAUUGUCAUGCAUCGAUUUCCCAAACAUGGAUUUUCUCUCGCGAAUCCCACGGAACGAAAGGAAAUAUUGAAAUAUAUGUCAGUAUUGCAGAGAGAAGCUUUAUCCAUCAUUUGA
Molecule: messenger RNA, 728 nt
Organism: Halteromyces radiatus
Lineage: Eukaryota; Fungi; Mucoromycota; Mucoromycetes; Mucorales; Cunninghamellaceae
Exons: 2
Coding region: 9-728 (239 amino acids)
Source: RefSeq, a predicted model, not a curated record